Molecule: messenger RNA, 462 nt
Organism: Kogia breviceps (pygmy sperm whale)
Lineage: Eukaryota; Metazoa; Chordata; Mammalia; Artiodactyla; Physeteridae
Product: phosphatidylinositol N-acetylglucosaminyltransferase subunit Y-like
Biological process (GO): GPI anchor biosynthetic process
Cellular component (GO): glycosylphosphatidylinositol-N-acetylglucosaminyltransferase (GPI-GnT) complex
Source: RefSeq, a predicted model, not a curated record
ACACAACUAAAUUUUCUAAAUACCAUCCACCUUUUAAAAAGUCAGAGUGACGGGUAAUAAGUGGAGGAAUAGAAUGUUUCUGUCUCUUCCUACGUUGACUGUCCUUAUUCCAUUGGUCUCUUUGGCAGGACUGUUAUACUCGACCUCUGUGGAAGAAAACUUCCCACAGGGCUGCACUAGCACAAUCAGCCUGUGCUUUUACAGUCUGCUCUUGCCGAUUACCAUACCCGUUUAUGUGUUCUUCCACCUUUGGACUUGGAUGGAUAUUAAACUCUUCAGGCAUAAUUAAUACAACCAGAGCCAAGAUGGUAUAUCCUAAUGUUAUGCUGAGUGUCUGUCUCUGAAAGCUCAACUACAUGGAAAUACUGGAAACCCACUUAAUUUGCAAGAAAGAUGCUUUGCCUAGCUUCUGUCAGAGGUUUAGGACUAUAGGAGGCUUAAGCUGCAGAGGCUUCUUUAUUG